AUGGACUUCAGCGAUGGCUCCGGCUAUGGUGGUGGUUUCGGCGGACCUCCAGGAGGCACUGGUGGACAAACGAAUUUGAGCAGCUUCCGCGCAAGGGAUCCAAAUCGUAACACCUUCAAGAGCGUCUUCGGUGGCUUCGUCAACAGCAUGAGUGAUGUCUUCUCACAGCAAAAGAAGAUUGAGAUCUCGACACCGUACGAUCCGGUGCAUUUGACGCACGUCGGCUUCAACUCGGACACGGGCGAGUUCACAGGUCUCCCGAAAGAAUGGCAGCAGCUGUUACAAGAUUCAGGUAUCAGCAAGCAGGAUCAGGCGGCGAAUCCGCAGGCUGUGAUGGACAUUGUCGCAUUUUACCAGCAAGGGAUGCAGACGAACCAGGAGGAUGCGGUCUUCACCAAGUUCGGCGGUGCGCAGGCUGCGCCACCCGUUGCUGGCCUGUCUCAACAACAACAGCAGCAGCUUGGCAUGGGUGGUGUGAAUUCACCGCCAGCGGUGUACGAAAAGCCCCGGGCCGCUCCUCUGCCUCCUGGUCCGUCCUUAAAGGCAGCCUGGCGGCCAUCUGAGCCGGCGACAAGCUCCCCGUACGGUGAUCUCAAGCCAUCUCGCCCAGCUCCAUCAGCGGCAACGCCGCCGAUGGCGGCAGUGGACAGCCGUCCGUCGCCGCCGUCACGCUCCACCUCGCAAAAGCAGCCGUCCAAGGCCCCCAUCGCGGCACGGCCGCCCCCAGAAGCUCCGUCUGUUGCUGCUGCCUCUGCGGCAGCGGCUGGCGCCACACCACCAUCCGGAGCGACAUCGAAGCCGUCACGGUCGCGGUCGCUUGGUGCAGGUGCAGCUGCACAGGCGAGCAGCAAGUCGCCGCCACUGGGCUCCUCGCACGCGCAGAAGGCCGGCCAGCAGCCGACAAAACAGCUCAGCACAAAGGAAAAGACGGGCGGGGCGCAGCCUAGGAGAAGGGACACGAAGAAGAACCAGGUCAAUGAUGCGGAUGUCAUUGCGAAGCUGCAAGCCAUCUGCACCGAUGCGGAUCCCACACAACUUUACAGGAGUCUUGUCAAGGUCGGCCAGGGCGCAUCCGGUGGUGUGUACACUGCUUAUCAGGUCGGCACAAACCAUUCGGUCGCGAUCAAGCAGAUGAACUUGGAGCAGCAGCCCAAGAAGGACCUGAUUAUCAACGAGAUCCUCGUCAUGAAGGAAUCGCAGCACCGCAACAUUGUCAACUUCAUCGACUCGUUCCUCUACAAGGGUGACCUCUGGGUUGUCAUGGAGUACAUGGAAGGCGGCAGCUUGACAGACGUAGUCACGUGCAACAUCAUGACCGAAGGCCAGAUCGCAGCCGUCAGCCGCGAGGUACUGGAAGGGUUGAAGCAUUUGCACGAGCAUCGCGUCAUCCAUCGAGACAUCAAGAGCGAUAAUAUCCUCCUGAGCUUGCAAGGUGAUAUCAAAUUGACCGACUUUGGCUUCUGUGCACAGAUCGGCGAGUCACAAGCAAAGCGCACGACUAUGGUCGGUACACCAUAUUGGAUGGCGCCAGAGGUGGUCACUCGAAAAGAGUAUGGGCCCAAGGUGGAUAUCUGGAGUCUGGGAAUUAUGUGCAUUGAAAUGGUCGAGGGCGAGCCGCCGUACCUGAAUGAGAAUCCGUUGCGAGCGCUCUACCUGAUCGCGACCAACGGCACGCCAAAGAUCAAUAAUCCCGAGCAGCUAUCGACCAGCUUCCGAGACUUCCUUAAGACAUGCUUGGAUGUGGAUGCAGAGCGGAGGCCCGACGCGGCAGGGGCGCUAGGCCAUCCGUUCCUCAAGCGUUCCGAGAGCCUGCGGACCUUGGCGCCUCUGAUCAAAGCUGCUCGUGAACAGUACAAGAAGUGA
Tilletiaria anomala UBC 951 is the source of this 1863-nucleotide messenger RNA. Its product is annotated as Pkinase-domain-containing protein. The transcript is spliced from 6 exons. The coding region runs from base 1 to 1863 and encodes 620 amino acids. Gene Ontology annotation, cellular component: cytoplasm. Gene Ontology annotation, molecular function: protein serine/threonine kinase activity; ATP binding. Lineage: Eukaryota; Fungi; Basidiomycota; Exobasidiomycetes; Georgefischeriales; Tilletiariaceae. Gene Ontology annotation, biological process: protein phosphorylation; regulation of MAPK cascade; intracellular signal transduction. The record is from RefSeq and is a predicted model, not a curated record.